Messenger RNA from Macrobrachium nipponense, 2994 nucleotides. Its product is annotated as trichohyalin-like. The transcript has a single exon. The coding region runs from base 1 to 2994 and encodes 997 amino acids. NCBI's taxonomy places the organism in Eukaryota, Metazoa, Arthropoda, Malacostraca, Decapoda, Palaemonidae. The record is from RefSeq and is a predicted model, not a curated record.
AUGAACCCAUUUGUAACAAUUGGUUGUGCUUUGUUAGCUGCUAUUGUUAAUGCUGCUUAUACCUCGGUGUUCGACGCCCUUCGGACGUCAUUUGGUGCCGAGGGAAACGAUUAUGACCUUACACACUUAUAUGACGAUUGCGUUAACGACGUGAACGGACCUUGGAACUCACCAACGGCGGCAGGCAUUGCUGCCACCGGUCUUGUUGUUGGUGGUCGCCUAGGUUGGUUGGCAUAUAGGAAAUGGAAUAGUUUUGGCAAGGAAAUUGAUGAUGCAGACCAGGAGCACGAAACUGACAAGAGGAACGCCCAAACCCAGGUGUCUCUAGAACAUCUGGGACAACCAGAACCUGACAACGAACGACCGGAACCUGACAACGAACGAGAUGUGGAGGAACACCAGGAAACAGACAAGAGGAACGUCGAAACCCAGGUGUCUCUAGAACAUCUUGGUCAACCGCAAAAUGACAACGAACCAGGGGAUGAAAUCGAAAAAUCUAAAUUGGCAGACAUCAUGCGUCUUCAAGAGGAACUGCUUGAGGGAAAGAAGCAGUUAAAGGAAGAAUUGAGAGAUGCUGCCAAUCAAAGAAACAGGAUGGAGGAGUGUCUGGAAGAGGCACAAGAAGAAGUCCUGGUUCUGAAGGACGAAAUGAUGGCGAUGGAAUAUGAGAACGAGCAGAGGUUAAUACAAAAAGAAAAUGAAAAUGCGGCUGUCAAAGACGCCAUGGAGGCGGCUUUAGACCACCAGCGUAGAACAAAUAACCUCUUGAAAGAGGCAGAGGCUCAGAACGAGGCUUUACAACGUCGCCUGAUGGAAAAAGACGAGUUGUUAAAGCAGAAAAAGCACGAGCUAGAACGGAAAAAUGAAGUUUCGAGAAAGGAGGAAGAGCUGAACGCGCUCUUGAGAGAAGUCACCCAGAAGGAAAGAGACUUCGAUUUGUACAUGAGAAAUUCUAAGAAGGAUCUGGAACAGAGAGAAAAAAAUCUCUCCCAAAAAGGAAAGGAGCUGGACAAAAAGUUCUCCAAUUUACAACAUGCGAAGAAGGACAUUAAAAGUGAAGAAAAGAAAGCAGGCAAGGCAGUGCAAUCGGCCCUGGAGAAGGAAAAAGUCAUACUGAAAUUGGAGAAUGAGUUGAAGAAGAGGGAAAAAGCUGUCCUCGAUAAAGAAAAGAACCUCUUUCAAUUAGAAGAAAAGUUGCGAGGUAAGGAAGAAGCCGUCCUCACAUUGAAGAAGAAUGUUAUCAAGCUGGAAGAAGAGUUACAAGCCAAAGAAGAGGCUGUCAUCGAAACUCAGAAUAAUCUGUUGAGAUUCGAUGAGAAAGUACAGGCGAGAGAAGAUGAACUGAUGGCAAAAGAAGAAUCCGUCAGCCACCAAGAAUCUGUUCUGAUGGAAUUCGAUCAGAAAUUACAGGCAAGAGAAGAAGAACUGGUGGCAAAGGAAAAGUCCGCCCGCCAGCAAGAAUCUGUUCUAAUGGAAUUCGAUCAAAAAUUAAAGGAAAGAGAAGAAGAAUUGGUGGCCAAGGAAGAGUCCAUCCGCCACCAGGAAUCUGUUCUGAUGAAAUUCGAUCAGAAAUUACAGGAAAGAGAACAAGACUUGUUGAGAAAAGAAGAGUCCUUCUGUCACCCAGAAAUAGAAGAGGACUUACAAGUGCAAGGGCAGCUCCUUCAAAACGAGGCAAGUCCAGUGUUAGGCGAUGGGUUACCCGAAGAAGGUGAACCCAAAGUAAGUUGUGAGACACCUCCAGUCGAUGACAAAAAAAUUCUACCUGCUGGAGAAGAAGAAAACGAAGUCACUGAACUCUCCAUCGCCGAUCCCCACACUUCACUGAAUGAAGUGGAGAAUGUUAAAGAACAAUGCCUCAAAGAGAGAAAGGGGAAAGGAAGGAAAAAUAGACGCAGAAAGAGGCAGGAGAGACAGCAAGAGCGUCUUGGGGAGAAAAGUCCAGUGUUAGAGGAUGGGUUACCCGAAGAAGGUGAACCCAAAGAAAGUUGUGAGACACCUCCAGUCGAUGAGAACAGAAUUCUACCUACUUCACUGAAUGAAGUGGAGAAUGUGAAAGAAGAAUGCCUCAGAGAGAAGAAAGGGAAAGGAAGGAAAAUUAGACGCAGGAAGAGGCAGGAGAGACAGCAAGAGCGUCUUGAGAAGGAAAACACUGCUGUUUCAGAAGCAGCUGCCAGACCUGAAGUGGAAGACAGUGAACCUGAAGAAGGAGGAUCUGGAAGUCCAAGCCUUUCAGAUGAGGACGCACCACUACCCGCUGGGAAGGUCGACGUGGAAAUGGCCCAACUAUCCAUUGCCAAUUCCAUCAACAUCAUCUAUGAUGUGGAACAAUUGGAAGAAGAAUGGAUAAAAGAGGAGAAGAAAGGAAAACGGAGAAACAGGAGAAAGAGGCAGCGAGACCAGAGUGAAGAUUAUGAGCCUGUGAACAGUGAACCUGAAUCAGGAGUUGAAGAAAAUUCAAUAAUAGAGGACACUGUAGAAAUGGAAGACAACAACGAAUCACACGAUGACAGCGAAGAAUCAAAGUAUUGGGAAGAUUCAGAAGAUGAGUUCUCAGAAGAGCAAGAUGAGGAAGACGAGGAGGACUCAGAAGAAGAGGAUGAGGAGGAUGAGGAGGACUCUGAACAAGAUGAGGAGGAUGAGGAGGACUUAGAAGAAGAUGAGGAGGAUGUGGAGGAAUCAGAUCAAGAAGAAGAGGACUCAGAACAAGAGGAAGAGGAUGAGAACUCAGAACAUAACAGGCCUAAAGCUAAAGCUAAAGCUACAGCUAAAGCUAAAGUUAAAACUCAGGCUCAAGAGUAUGUAUGGCGGAUUCCAGGGUUACCCAGGAAACGAAUUCCGGGACUACAGAAGAUGAGGCCGCCAAAUCCGCAAGCGAAAAAAUGCCGCAAGAAGACGAAGGAGCAAAAGAGCCAAAUGAAACAGGCUCGAAAACAACAAGUCCACCAAAAGGUUAAGAGGAAUCAGUUCCAGCGAGGAGGAAACAGAUGGUAA